AUGGGACCAUGGACGACAUUACUGGUGACGUAUCUUUUUGGAGGCGUCACCUUUAUUCCGCUUGUCGUCCUGGCCAUACUGGCUCACGCCCACUAUACCCUGCCGUACCGGCAUGACCUGGUGCCUCCUCAUGGCCGCGAGGGCGACCGACUCCAGAGUGACAUUGUUCAACCCGGCGACGAUACCUCAGCUCUUGAGGCAGAAAAGAAGAAAUCACCGGCCGAAACCGCCAGUGCCCGCGCCACCCGCGACCUCGACGUUGCCGCCGGUUACUUCGCCGUCUGCCGCGAGUACACGCCCAUGGGUCUCAAUGCCAAACCCAUCGAACGCUCAACUCCCGUCGGUUCCACUACCGUUGCUCCUCCAAGCCCCAGCGUCUAUCAGACCAUGUAUAGAAGUAUAUUCGAUCGAAAGCCGGUGGCUGGGCCCCUGGAUAAUAAUAAUACCAAUAAUAGUAUGAGCCAGCGUCCAAAGAAGGCUGGCAACGUCUUUUACGUUGUGCUAAGGCACGGCCACAUCAUGUUGUUCGACGACGAAGAGCAAUUAGAAGUACGCCAUGUUAUUUCAUUGGCAAGCUAUGACAUAAGUAUUUACUCGGGCGGCGAUGUCACCCCCGAAGGUGAGUUGUUCAUCAAGCGGAAUGCGUUGUGCUUGUCGAGGAGAGCAGACGGCCACGAUAUACCCGACGCAGACGGCCAGACGAUGAAGCCUUUUUAUUUAUUUUCUGAAAACUGCUCGGCAAAGGAAGACUUUUACUUUGCCUUGCUAAGGAAUCAGGAGCAGACUUUCGGCUUCGACUCGAACCCCCCAAUCCCCAAAGGCUUCGAGGUUAAAAACAUCAUCUCCUUGGUACAACGGUUGCACUCUUCCGAGGACCAUGUUCACUCCAGAUGGUUAAAUGCAAUGCUUGGAAGAAUAUUUCUGGCCGUCUAUAGAACCCGAGAUUUGGAAGACUUGAUCCGUGAAAAAAUCACCAAGAAAAUAUCCAGAGUUAAGCGACCUUCAUUUCUAGCCAACAUCACCAUCCAGAAGAUUGACACUGGCGAAGCGGCGCCUUACUUUACAAACUUGAAGCUCAAAGACCUGACGGUAGAGGGCGAGUGCGUUGUGGAGGCAGACGUUAGAUACACUGGCAACUUUCGCCUCGAGGUUGGUGCUACAGCCAAGAUUGACUUUGGGACAAGGUUCAAAGCCCGAGAGGUCACCUUGCUGUUGGCCGUUGUCCUAAAGCGCAUUGAGGGCCAUAUUUUAUUCAAGGUCAAGGCACCACCCAGCAAUCGUGUGUGGAUGUCUUUUCAGACGAUGCCCAAGAUGGAAAUGGUCAUCGAGCCAAUUGUCAGUUCAAGACAAAUAACUUAUACUCUGAUUUUGCGCCAGAUCGAGAGCCGGAUAAAGGAAGUCUUUGCUGAGACAUUGGUGCAGCCGUUCUGGGACGACGUACCCUUCUUCAGAACGGAACACAAGAUGUGGAGAGGAGGCAUAUUCCAAGGCGACGAUGCUGUUGUCAAGUCAAGCGAAGAUGCUGAGCGUCCACAGGCAGUUCCUAAUGUCGAGCAACCGGAAAAGUUGGAUGAAAACGAAGAUCUCUUAAAUCAAACUCGACCCCUAGAGAAGAGUCAGACUCUACCUGCCAUGGGGCAGCAACCAACCAGCACGGGCUUCUUUGGCAGGAAGCUGGGAAAGAGUGCUAAUGGAAGUGCGACUUCUGUCCUGACCACUGCUAUCGACUCCAAGGCCCUGAACUCUGGCCACAGCACGCCGCGAUCUCUCAAUAUCAUCAAGAAUUCGACGGACCCUGUGGUAGGCACCGAAACUGCCCACGCCGACCUCUUUAAACCUUCCUCGUCGCCUCCUGACCAUGCCACCAACCUCAUGGCCUCUCUGGCAUCUCGGUCCCAGGACGCAUCACCUAUGCAGGUACCUGAGCCCUCAGCAAAGGCAUCGCCCCGAGCUAAGAGGUCGAGUCGUUCCUCGACCUCCUCCAAGGAAAUUGAGAGCAAGGAGCAUACCGGAGAUACAGAUAUAACACCGGUACAAAGAGCACACCGCAACACAACAUCCUCGGUCGAAUCUCUCCCUCACAGUGAAGAUUCUGGCCCGGGCUCACCCACGCCAUCUACAACCGGCUCGUUCAAGAGCCAUACAGAGUCACUUGGUCGAAACUUCUUCUCAAGACGCGACACUACUAGCACCACUGCAUCAACCGAGUCAUCCUCGGGCGGUAACCUGAAAAGAAACACACUAGCCGCCGUCACAAAUGCUGCGGAACAGGCAAGACAGUGGGGUUGGAAUGCAAUUCGCCGGCAAAAGGAACAACGGCAAAACGGCGACAAGUCCCAUCAAGUUGAUCUCAGUCAACCUAUGGGGCGAGGUCAACCACUACCGCCUCCAGGAACACCGCUCCCAGGCCCUACCAAUGGGGGCACAAGGCUUGUCACUGCACCGGCGCCUAAACGUAAACCUAUUCCAUCCUCUUCCUCUAUCCGUGAACAGCCGCAGGCCGAGUCUAUGGAUCAUGACAAAGAAAAUCGAUCGCCGCAGCCGCCUUCGCUGCCUCAACGAAGACGACGAGGCGCAAGCCAGCAGCAAGAAGAGGUUGCGGAACAGAGUAUGCUCGUUGUGGCUGCCCCUGACGAUUCCCGGCCAGGUACACCAUCCCAUGAGGACAAGGUAGACCACGAUGAAGCUUGGGGAAACUCUGCCACGAAAGUCGAAAAGGCAGCAAGACCAAAGAUGGAAAUGGGAGUUGAGGUCAAGAAGGAUCUCCCAGUGGCAGUCGUGGAAAUUAAGUCUGGCUCUGCAGAAACCUCGUCCAGCGCUGUUCGAGAAUCUUCACAGGAGCCUGCCAUAGAGGGUGUGGAAGCGGAAAAAGAAAGUCCUCUGGCAGCACUACCAGCUGCCGACGUCGGUAUCGAUGACGACGACGACAUUUCUGGUUGGUUAGAGGAUGAUACUCUGGGGGACGAGUCAAUUGCUGAGGGGCUUCCUGUAACUACUGGUGAGAUCAAGUGA
This is a messenger RNA of Metarhizium brunneum ARSEF 3297, 3012 nucleotides long. RefSeq lists its product as uncharacterized. Gene Ontology annotation, molecular function: lipid binding. Lineage: Eukaryota; Fungi; Ascomycota; Sordariomycetes; Hypocreales; Clavicipitaceae. The record is from RefSeq and is a predicted model, not a curated record. Gene Ontology annotation, cellular component: endoplasmic reticulum.